This is a messenger RNA of Hydractinia symbiolongicarpus, 378 nucleotides long. RefSeq names its product gremlin-1-like. Gene Ontology annotation, molecular function: receptor ligand activity; BMP binding. Gene Ontology annotation, biological process: animal organ morphogenesis. NCBI's taxonomy places the organism in Eukaryota, Metazoa, Cnidaria, Hydrozoa, Anthoathecata, Hydractiniidae. The coding region runs from base 1 to 378 and encodes 125 amino acids. The record is from RefSeq and is a predicted model, not a curated record. The transcript has a single exon.
AUGAUCCUACAAACUGUUGUGUUGUUAUGGUUACUUGUAUCGCUGGAAGGAAGGCAAAAACUACUGGAACCUAAAAAAGCUGCGUCAGAAGUUGAUUCUGGACCAAAUGAUGAAAUUUGCAAAGCACUCAAUUACAAUCUUACUGUAAUAAUCGAUGGAUGUAUACCAGUGGUUAUGCCAAAUAAGAUAUGCUACGGAUCUUGCCAAUGCAUUUCAACGCAUACGCGCUAUUUAAGUUGUCGUCAAUGUUGGCCAAAAGAUUUCGAAUUUGUGCGUGUCAGAAUGAGAUGCCCAGGAAGACGAAAAAAAAGGAAAACUACAAAAGUACUGAAAAUAAUUUCCUGUCGAUGUCAAGCUAGUGUUAUGACUGGAAAAUAG